Messenger RNA from Ochlerotatus camptorhynchus, 1099 nucleotides. RefSeq names its product Bardet-Biedl syndrome 5 protein (gene BBS5). Gene Ontology annotation, cellular component: ciliary basal body; BBSome. Gene Ontology annotation, biological process: cilium assembly; intracellular transport. Gene Ontology annotation, molecular function: phosphatidylinositol-3-phosphate binding. The coding region runs from base 43 to 1086 and encodes 347 amino acids. The record is from RefSeq and is a predicted model, not a curated record. The transcript has 2 exons. Lineage: Eukaryota; Metazoa; Arthropoda; Insecta; Diptera; Culicidae.
CCUACUUUGAGUGAGACUUCAGAUUCCGCAAGUUGAAUAAUCAUGAAUCAAAAACCGGUUUGGGAGGAUCGUGAAAUCAAGUUCGAUAUUACCAACAUCUGUAAGACCAUCCGCAGUGGGGAGCAACCACUCGAAAUUCUGGAUUCCAUAGAGGACACCAAAGGCAACCUGGGUGAUCGCGGUCGACUUCUGGUAACCAACCUCCGGGUCAUCUGGUACUCGGUCACCUCCAACCGGUUUAGCCUAUCGAUUGGCUUCACCUGCGUUCUCACGAUGAACACUAAAACGGUGGUUUCCAAGGUACGAGGAACUACCCAGGCGCUGCAUAUCCUGAGCGUCGGCAAUAAUUCGCGGUUUGAGUUCAUCUUCACCAAUCUCACCGUGAACAAUACGAAGCAUUUCUCGUCGAUCUUCGAUAUCUAUCGACUCUAUCAAGCCUCCUUUCUGUACCGAGAGCUCAAGCUGCGUUCGGCAAUCGUCAACGGUGGCCAGUUGAAUGUGCUAGCUCAGGAACAGGUCUUCAACACCGUCAAUGGAGUGUGGAACCUGUCCAGCGAUCAGGGAAACCUGGGUAUCUUUAUUCUGACGAUCGUCCGGCUGGUCUGGUUUGCCGAAAUGAAUAAUAGCUUUAAUAUAUCGCUCCCUUACAUGCAAAUUUCCGACAUUCGCAUUCGAGAGUCAAAGUAUGGUCCCGCGCUGGUCAUCCAAACGUUGGAUACGGCCGGAUCGUAUGUGCUCGGAUUCCGCAUUGAUCCACAGGACAAACUGACGGACGUAUACAAGGAGUUGUUGUCGCUGCAUACUGUGUACACCGAGACACCCCUCUUUGGAGUGUUUUAUGAACAGAAACCGGAAGUAGCUCGGUCUCCGUCGGAGUCUAUCGACGACAUCGAAGAAUUGGACAAGACGACAGGUGCUGAAAUCAAUGGUAAAUUUACGGCAUACCUAGCCGAAUCGGAUCCCGGUGGCCGACGGAGGAAGCCGUUCUACUGCAAGGAGCUGGGCUUCGCCAUGGAAUCCAUCAAAGACGGGUACACCUUGAAAGAUCUGUGGGAGGUGGUACCGAGCUCGUCGUCGUCGGCUUAGGUGAGGAGGUGGU